CUAUUUUCCCAGCGUUGAAGGCCCCUCCCUGACCUCACUGGAGGUGUUGGAAUGUCCAGACAGAAAUGGCCAGUGGUUUGGCCUCGUUUCCCAGAAUGCCUUGUUUUCCAGAAACUGCGCGUUCCUGAAGAGCCAGCUGCUCCAGGCCCGUGGGGGGCCCCGGUAGUUGAAGUGUCUUGGAAUGUUCUGGACCGGUGGCCCUCACCAAGCAGGGCCUCCACUGUGGCUGGAGCACGUUUCUUCCUGAAGGGCCUGGGUUUGUUCCAAACAAUCGCAAAGCUCUCUGCUAUGGCCUGGGAAAGCAGUAGAAGAUGGCCCAGGUCCUUGGGCCCCUGCACUCAUGUGGGGGACCUGGAAGAAGCUCCUGGCUCCGGAUCGAUGCAGCUCUGACCAUUGCGGCCAUCUGGGGAAUGAACCAGCAGAUGGAAGACCUCUCUAUGCAACUCUUUCAGCCGCCUGGCCCAUGGCGCACGUCUUCGUGUACGGCACCCUGAAGCGAGGCCAGCCCAAUCACAAGGUCAUGCUGGACGGCGCGCACGGCUCGGCAGCCUUCUGCGGCCAUGGCCACACGGCCGAGCCCUACCCUCUGGUGAUCGCCGGGGAACACAACGUGCCGCGGCUGCUCAACCUCCCAGGCAAGGGGCACCGCGUGGCGGGCGAGAUCUACGCCGUGGAUGAGCAGAUGCUGCGCUUCCUGGAUGACUUCGAGGACUGCCCGCGCAUGUACCAGCGCACGGUGCUGCGCGUGCAGGUGCUCCAGUGGGAGGGCCGCGAGGCAGCGGCCGCCCCCGCCAGCCUGCAGUGCUUCGUGUACAGCACGGCCACCUAUGCGCCCGAGUGGGUCGACCUGCCCUACCUGGACAGUUACGACUCUGAGGGGCAGCACGGGCUGCGCUACAACCCCAGGGAAAACAGAUGAGGGUGGGCAGCCGCUCCGCGGUCACCCGGCAGAGCCCUUCCCCCGGGGCCUGAUCUGGGGGCAGAGCCGCGCUCAGGGCACAGCUUGCUGCCCCCAGUGAACUGGGCGAGAACAAUACGGGAUCUUAAUUGCCUUAAGUGGCAGGUGGAGACUCACAGGGUAGCACACCUUUCUUCUAAUUCUUCUUUUCCUUUCAUCUGAAGCUAACAUUGAAAAUGAAGGUGAAGACUGUGUGUGGCCGCUCCACUGUACUGAUUCUGGUCUGUGGUGCCAGGAAAAAACUGUUGAGAGAAGAGCUGGGUUUUGGGGGAUUCAUCAGAAUAAAGCCUUUCAUGGGGCCCUGCAUGGCAGUCUGUAUGGCAGCACGCCACAGAGCUCUCACAUCAGGCUCAGAGUGUCAGAGAGGCUCAUCUGAAAGUAAACGGUGUUGGUGCUGAUGCUGCAGCAGGCAUUUGAUGCCCAAGUGAAGACAGCUCCUUCCGGAUCAGAGGGCCUGGGUGUGAGUCCUGGUUCCUCUCCCAACUCCAGCUUCCUGCGAAUGUGCCCCCGGGAGGCAGCAAGUGAUGGCUCAAGGAUUUAGGGCCUUGCAACCCACACGGGGGACCCAGAUUGAGUUCCAGGCUCCUGUGUUUGCCUUGGCAUGUUCCCCCAUCUCACCCCUCCCCCAGUGCUGUUGACAUCUAGGAAGUAAAGCGGCUGAUGGAAGAUCUGUCUGUCUCUGACACAACCUCUCAAAUAAAUUUAACUUUAA
Messenger RNA from Lepus europaeus (European hare), 1670 nucleotides. RefSeq names its product gamma-glutamylamine cyclotransferase (gene GGACT). The record is from RefSeq and is a predicted model, not a curated record. The transcript is spliced from 4 exons. NCBI's taxonomy places the organism in Eukaryota, Metazoa, Chordata, Mammalia, Lagomorpha, Leporidae. Gene Ontology annotation, molecular function: gamma-glutamylaminecyclotransferase activity. Bases 341 to 919 code for a protein of 192 amino acids.